Molecule: messenger RNA, 1404 nt
Organism: Hordeum vulgare subsp. vulgare (domesticated barley)
Lineage: Eukaryota; Viridiplantae; Streptophyta; Magnoliopsida; Poales; Poaceae
Product: putative F-box protein At3g16210
Exons: 2
Coding region: 1-1350 (449 amino acids)
Molecular function (GO): protein binding
Source: RefSeq, a predicted model, not a curated record
AUGGCCCGUGUGCCGGACGACAUCCUCGCUUGCGUCCUCUGCCACCUCGCGCCCCGCAGCCUCGCCGCGUCCCGCUGCGUCUGCAAGGGUUGGCGCGACCUCAUCGACGGCCGCCGCCUGCUGCGGACGGACCUCCUCCCGCUCUCCAUCUACGGCAUCUUCUUCAUGGAGAUCGACGUCCUCUGCGGGGACCCUCCCAGGCUCUUCGCAAACCCGCUCACGAGCCGCAGGAUCGACCCAAACCUUGGCUACGUCGAGCAGGAGGAGGGCUACGACUUGCGCAUCAAGAAUCACUGCAACGGCCUCCUCCUCCUCUCCGGCCACGUCGUGCUCAACCCGGCCACCAAACAAUGGGUGCGCCUGCCUCCGCCCCCGCCGCCGUGCGCCGCCACCGGGAUGGAGGCCUUCUACAACGACGUCUGCCUUGCAUUCGACCCCACCGUGUCCCCGGACUACGAGGUGUUUCUGAUUCCUAACAUCCCCUGCAAUCUUGAUCCCACCACCACCAUGUUUACCGUGGAUUCCGAGUGGCCGCCCUCUCCGUAUGCAAUACAAGUCUUCUCCUCAAGGACAUGGACAUGGGAGGAGAGGUCGUUCCUCCGCAAAGGAGAGGCUGCAGCUGCUACCAUUGCCGACAUGCAGCAAUACAGGGACUUCCAACGCCGUUACAUCGUCUACUGGAAAGGAGCGCUUUACGUGCACUGUCCCAACGACUCCAUCAUGCGCAUAACCUUAUCGGACGGUGUGUAUCAAGUGAUUAAAUCGCCAACGGGCGGCAGACUGGAGGGCUCUACACAUCUUUAUCUUGGAAAAUCAAACAAGGGGGUGUACUGUGCUUUGAUUUAUGGUAAUGUUCAACACCAGCUUCAGGUUUGGUUGCUGGAUGAAUCUUAUGGUAGUAUGGAGUGGGAGUUGAUGAAUGAUAUCAACUUUGCGCCUGUGACGGCCAAAAUUUCUUUGCUCGAGCAUAAGGAUGCAUUUCCCAACAACAGAAAGCACAAGGAUCGAAACCUCAGGCCUUGGAUCUUUCUGAGAGGUAAUUCUCGUGAUGAAGAUGUUAAGGAAGGAUUAGUGGAAGAUAACGCUGAAUGGGACUUCACCAAGGGUUUUAUCCAUGAGACUCAGGACCUUAAGGUUAAUUGGGACCACACGCAUUGUGUAGAGGCCUAUUUCCUUGGAUUUCAUCCAUAUAAAGAGAUUGUCUUCUUGUGGAUGUCAAAAAAGACAGCAGUUGCUUAUGAUUUUAGCAGCUCUAAAGUACAAUGCUUGGGCAACUUAAACGCGCAUUGGAUCGGAGUUUCCUUUGCGUACACACCAUGUUGGACAGGGGAGUUAUCCGGAAAAAAUUAGUUGUAUGGAUAAUAAUAUGCAGGGUGUGAUUUUAUUAUAAGACAGUAAAUUAUG